Drosophila willistoni is the source of this 1780-nucleotide messenger RNA. RefSeq names its product elongation of very long chain fatty acids protein AAEL008004. Gene Ontology annotation, cellular component: endoplasmic reticulum membrane. Bases 281 to 1138 code for a protein of 285 amino acids. Gene Ontology annotation, molecular function: fatty acid elongase activity. The transcript has 5 exons. The record is from RefSeq and is a predicted model, not a curated record. Gene Ontology annotation, biological process: fatty acid elongation, monounsaturated fatty acid; sphingolipid biosynthetic process; fatty acid elongation, saturated fatty acid. Lineage: Eukaryota; Metazoa; Arthropoda; Insecta; Diptera; Drosophilidae.
AUCGCUUAGUCUGCUGUCGGCGCUUCAACAGCCAAGUGAUCGCUGGGAAAAUUAAAAAGUUGUGAAGCCGCCUUCACUUCCACGUGUUCUGAACGAUCCCUCUGUCUCGUUAGCUCGGUGUGUCUAUCAAAAGGAUAACAUAUAGAACCAGAAGAACAAAAAUCUUUCGUUUAGUGUUUGUUUAUUCUUUGAGACUGACCGUGUGUCGUGUAUUUGUGUGCUGUGCCCGAUUUUUGUGUAUCCAGUCAAGAAAACCAUUUAAAAUUUGAAAGUUGGCAAAAUGUCGGUCAGACUAAACGAGACCCAAACAAUUGUUGACAAGAUGGUCAACUUCUUUGUUGAGCACGAGGAUUUGCGCACAAAGAGCUGGUUCCUGUCGAAUGCUCCGGGUCCGCUGUUCAUGAUCCUGGGUGCCUAUCUGUAUUUCUGUCUGUAUGCUGGACCACGCUAUAUGCGUGAUCGCAAGCCCUUUGAAUUGAAGAACACCCUGUUGAUCUACAAUGCUGUUCAAGUGCUCUUGAGUUGGGUGCUCUUCUAUGAGGGAUACAAAGGCGGCUGGGGCGGUCAUUACAAUUUCAAAUGCCAGCCGGUUACCUAUGCCACAGAUCCCAUCUCCAUGAGGAUGGCCCGUGCUGUUUGGUUGUACUACAUUGCCAAGAUCACCGAACUGCUGGACACUGUGUUCUUUGUGCUGCGCAAGAAGCAACGUCAGAUCUCGUUCCUGCAUCUCUAUCACCACACUCUGAUGCCUGUUUGCGCCUUCAUUGGAGUGAAAUACUUUGCUGGCGGUCAUGGCACUCUAUUGGGCUUUAUUAACUCCUUCAUUCACAUUAUUAUGUAUGCCUAUUAUCUGCUGUCGGCCAUGGGACCCAAAGUACAAAAGUAUUUGUGGUGGAAGAAGUACAUAACCAUUCUGCAGAUUGUACAAUUCUUGAUCAUCUUUGUGCACACGCUGCAAAUUCAGUUCCAGCCCAAUUGCAAUUUCCCCAAGUCGAUUGCUGCCCUGCUGACAUUCAAUGCUGGCCUCUUUACCUACAUGUUCAGCUCGUUCUAUGUGCACAACUACAAGAAGGAAGCCAAACAAGCGGCGGAAGCUGCCCAGGCUAAGGCCAAAUUGGUAGCAGCCAAACAGGAGUAGAGCAGAGAGCAAAGUAAACUAGAAUUCUGAGAAGCAAAAAUGAAAAGGGCACAAAUGGUUUAACAAGGUGCUUUCCCUAAUCUAUAGAAACUACUGUGUACAUUUUGGGCUAAAGAGAGUAUGGCCAUCUAUUCUCUUAUAGUUCGCCAUCUAUCACCACAACCACCAUCCACUCCCCCUUCCCCUUCCAAUUUCCUCACCUAUCCACACCCGCCCACCAUUUACAAUUCCACCAUAUUGUUAAGAUUAGUUGACUUAUGUAUAGGUCAGAAUGCAUAUUUUAUAGUUUCGUAAGUUAAGCUAAUUGAGGAGAAUGGCCAAAAUAGUGCAAGAUCUUUCUUUGCACUUGCUGUUUGUAAUGGGAAAGUGUAAUAGAACCAAAUAUUAUAGAUUAGUAAUUAUGUAGUUUUUAUUUUAUUGACUUUGGCAAGGAAUGAAAAUCAAAGACAACAAGCAAAUGGCAAAUCAAAUGAAAAUUGUUCAUGAACUUUUGUUUGUUUGUUACUUACGGCCAGAUAUUGGAUUUUGCCAUGCAAUAUAUAAGAAAAUUUAUAAAACAAAAAAACAACAAAUUUUAUAAGUAAACAUAUAUUAUUAUUUUUCCUUUUUGUAAACAAUAAAACAGAAAACAAUUUACAAACA